CCCCCCCCCGCCCUCCAAGGAGACCCAUGGAGCUCCCGCCUGUGGGCCUCGCAGCCCCCUAGAGUCUUGCCUCAGUCACUCAGCCCCUUCCGUCCCCUGCCUCUCCCCUCUCAGGAGACGGGUCGUCGUCGUCGUCCACUAUGGAAUACCUCACCACCUUCACGGGCAAGAGCGGCCGCCUCUUGAGGGGCACCGCCAGCCGCCUGUGGGGGAUCGUCCCCGGCGCGGGGAACCCUCGCCAGGUCCACUUCCAGGACUCGCUCCAUGAGGGGGAGCCCAAGGCGACGCCCCCACUAGAUACUGGUCAGAAGAAGACCCUAGACAAGAAAGAUGGGAGGCGAAUGUCUUUUCAAAAGCCUAAAGGGACUAUUGAAUACACAGUUGAAUCGAGAGAUUCUCUGAACAGCAUUGCUCUGAAAUUCGAUACAACACCUAAUGAAUUGGUCCAGUUAAACAAGCUAUUCUCCAGAGCAGUUGUUCCAGGACAGAUCUUAUAUGUUCCUGAUCCAGAUUAUGUUUCCAGUGUGGAGAGUUCUCCUUCUCUUAGUCCUAUAAGUCCUUUAUCACCUACAUCUUCAGAAGCAGAAGUUGAGAAAACAGCCAUAAGUGAUCAAGAUGGGCCACAUGGGAAGGAAGCAACAGCCACGCCAGGUCACACAUGUGUUCGGCCUGCUAGAGUGGUGUCGUCCACAUCAGAAGAAGAAGAAGCCUUCACAGAAAAAUUUCUCAAAAUUAACAGCAAAUACAUAACCAAUGGCAAGGGAACAGUCAGUGGAGUGUUGCUAGUGACGCCAAGCAAUAUAAUGUUUGAUCCACAUAAAGCGGAUCCAUUGGUUCAAGCAAAUGGCUGUGAAGACUAUGGAAUCAUGUGUCCAACGGAGGAAGUGAUGUCUGCUGCUAUGUAUAAAGAAAUCAUAGAUGGAAAAAUAAAGGAUUCCUUACCCAUCGACACAGAUCAGUUAUCUGUAAAAGAUUUCUGUCAUUUAAAAAAGAUUACAAGAAGCAAUACUGAUGAAAUGGACUCAAGGAUGCUAGAUACAGGGAAUGAUAGUGCCAGCACAGCUCCAAGGAGCACCGAGGAGUCUCUUUCGGAGGACGUGUUCACCGAAUCGGAACUCUCUCCAAUAAGGGAAGAACUUGUUUCUUCUGAUGAGCUUCGACAAGACAAAUCUUCUGGAGCCUCAUCGGAAUCUGUCCAGACAGUAAACCAGUCUGGUGCUGAACAUGUAGCAGUAAUUUCAGACUCGACUAGCGUUCCUGGCGAUACAAACUGCAGUGCAGAACUUCCUGUGAACACUGACAGCAAGUCUGUUAGUGAUAAUGUGGGUUCAGAAGCAGCCAGAAGAGCACUAGAAGAGGUACCAGGUUCUGUAGGAGGGAAGGCUGCUGACACUCAAGAAGCACAACACUGCAUAGAUCAGGAAUCUGUAAUAGAAAAUGUGCCAGGAGGCGAGGAAUGUUUGCGUUUUGAAGAACAGGACUCUAAAAGAGAGGUUGUAAAUAAGGGGAAACUUGUGAAAGAGUCCACUCAAGAUUCUGAGACGGAUAUUGAGGAGCUACGGAAACUUUGGAAGAGCCAUACUAUGCAACAAACCAAGCAACAAAGGGAUAACAUGCACCAAGAUGCGCACAAAGAAAUGAAACACAAAGUAGCAACAGCCGAUGGAACAAUAGAAGGUUCUCUUAUGAAAGAGAAGAGAAGACAUCGAUUACAUAAGUUCCUGUGUCUCAGAGUUGGCAAGCCAAUGCGAAAAACAUUUGUGUCACAGGCCAGUGCGUCAAUGCAGCAGUAUGCACAAAGAGAUAAGAAACAUGAGUACUGGUUUGCUGUGCCCCAGGAGAGGACUGAGCAUCUGUAUGCCUUUUUUGUUCAGUGGAGCCCAGAAAUAUAUGCAGAAGAUACUGGAGAGACCACUAAAGAGCCUGGGUUUAUAGUGGUAAAAAAAUUUGAGGAGUCUGAAGCUGGUGACGAUUCAGUUAAUGAAGCAGCUGCUAAGGAGUGGGAGGUAGUGUCAGUGGCUGAGUAUCACCGCAGGAUCGAUGCUCUAAAUAGUGAAGAACUACGCACACUCUGCAGACGUCUCAAGAUAACAACAAGGGAAGACAUACAUUCAACGCAGGGAACAACCAUCAAGACCGAACUGGAGCCAGAGGUGUUUCGGCCAAAUCUUAGUGACCCCAGUGAAUUGCUACAAGUGGAACAGAUUGAAAAGCUUACAAAGUGUCUUCCACCUCGAACUAUUGGGUAUCCAUGGACCCUUGUCUACAGUACUGCAAAGCAUGGCAUGAGCUUGAAAACACUCUACAGAACCAUGAUGGGGUUGGACACCCCUGUACUAAUGGUUAUCAAAGACAGUGAUGGACAGAUUUUUGGUGCACUAGCUUCUGAGCCCUUUAAAGUCAGUGAUGGUUUUUAUGGCACUGGAGAAACCUUCCUUUUUACUUUCGCUCCAGAUUUUGAGAAAUUCAGCUGGACUGGAGACAAUAUGUUCUUCAUUAAAGGAGACAUGGAUGCCCUAGCUUUUGGUGGUGGAGGGGGUGAAUUUGCACUCUGGCUCGAUGGAGAUCUCACCAUGGAAGAAGUCAUUCAUGUAAAACAUUUGGGAAUCCCACUCUUUCUAAGAAAGAAGACUUCAUUAUACAAGACAUUGAAAUAUGGGGCUUUGAAUAAAUAUAAACUGCUUCUACAAAAGGUUGUCCCAAACCUGUCAUGGAUCAGUGCAGCUCAAAAAGCCCUUAAAGCAAUAUAAUGCAGCAUUUUUGUUU
This is a messenger RNA of Gekko japonicus, 2766 nucleotides long. RefSeq names its product oxidation resistance 1 (gene OXR1). The record is from RefSeq and is a predicted model, not a curated record. Gene Ontology annotation, cellular component: nucleus. NCBI's taxonomy places the organism in Eukaryota, Metazoa, Chordata, Lepidosauria, Squamata, Gekkonidae. Gene Ontology annotation, biological process: response to oxidative stress.